CAACCACCACGUCACCUCUGCCGCACACGGAGCUACGAAGUGGCUGUUUCCCACGCUGUAGACCUCUACAACCAGAAGGCAGCUGGAGACUCUCUCUUCCGGCUCCUAGAGGCAGACCCUCAGCCUGGAUGGGACGGAAAUUCUCAAAGCACUCAGGAGCUGAACUUCCUCAUUAAAGAGACCGUGUGACUAGUGUCGGAGAAAGCUGCCACGGAGCAGUGUGACGUCAAAGAGGAUGGGGUAAGGAGAUUUGUGAUGUUUAUUACUAUUUGCAUUACAGUUGAAUGUAGAAACCCCAACCAGCAGCAGGGCUGCAUUGUGGCAGGCUCCAAAGAACCUGCUCCAAAGAUCUUACGGUCUAAACAAG
Terrapene triunguis (Three-toed box turtle) is the source of this 367-nucleotide messenger RNA. RefSeq names its product cathelicidin-related peptide Oh-Cath-like. Gene Ontology annotation, cellular component: extracellular region. Gene Ontology annotation, biological process: innate immune response; antimicrobial humoral immune response mediated by antimicrobial peptide; defense response to Gram-negative bacterium. The record is from RefSeq and is a predicted model, not a curated record. The transcript is spliced from 2 exons. The annotation marks the transcript as partial. NCBI's taxonomy places the organism in Eukaryota, Metazoa, Chordata, Testudines, Emydidae. Gene Ontology annotation, molecular function: lipopolysaccharide binding.